Messenger RNA from Aureobasidium vineae, 1215 nucleotides. The record is from the annotation of a GenBank genome assembly. Lineage: Eukaryota; Fungi; Ascomycota; Dothideomycetes; Dothideales; Saccotheciaceae.
AUGUUGUCUCGGGGCAGUCUUCGCAGCGGCCAACUUUUGCUGCUGCCACUGGCUCUCAUGUCGAGCUUCUGGCAACACGCUCACGGUCUGAGCCAGACAUACUGCUCGAGCCAGAACUCGGGCUCCGACUAUGACGCUGUGACCAACAUUUACCAGUCCAAUGGUGCCUGCCAUGACGAAUGCGCUGCCAACUACGCCUUUGCUAUCGUCCAGUACCAGCAAUGCUGGUGCUCAAACUACGCUCCUGCAGACCAGCUUGACGUCUCGCAAUGCAGUCAAUCCUGUCCUGGUUAUCCCAGCGAGAGCUGCGGUGACAAGGACAACGGCCUCUACGGCUACAUCAAGCUCAACAUCGAUCCAUCAGGCACCCUAGGUUCUGGCUCAAGCAGUAGCUCCACCAGCAGUGCCGCUCAAUCCUCAACGCAGCAAUCGUCCUCUUCGAGCAAGCCUACAACAACAUCAUCUUCUUCGACGCCUUCUUCAACAACAACUUCUUCAACACCUUCAUCCACACCAACCUCAACAUCUUUCUCCAUCACCUCUACUCAAGGAGCUGUUGUGACAAGCAGCCCUUCUUCUACUUCCGCGGACUCCGAUACCAGUUCACUAUCUCACACCACCUUCGUCAGCACCCGUGUCGUUACCCUUUCGGGCGCUCCUGUUACGCAAACGGUCACAAGUACCGCUGUCGUGACCCCCGGUGCUGGCUCGCUGCAUGAUACCGAACGAAAAGGUGUUUCUGGUGGAACUGUGGCCGGCGCUGUCAUCGGCUCUGUUGCUGGUGUUGCUCUGCUCCUGGCGGGUGCAUUCUUUCUUUGGCGCAGAAAACGGUCCGAGACAUCCGAUCCAGAGUCUCCGAGGUCAGGCUCUGGGUCAGGUUCUGCUCGAAGAAGAAUGGAACGCAACACUAGCGUUCUCAGCAAAACCGGUCUACUGUCCCCUGCAGGCACCGCUGUCGACAUGGAGAAGUUCCCUGAUGAUUCGACAACGGGCCACAGAUACCAAGGCAGCGAAUCGACUGCACCAAUUCCUACCAGCCCAGAUGGUGACAGACGUAAUAGCCGUCCGCUUGUUUACGAUCAGCGACUGAACCCUGCUGCCCUGAUGCAGCACUGGGAGCAAAACGGCAGUCGCGCGAGUAUCGGCACCAUGCAAGACCAACGAGACUACUCUCGGCCCUUGGGUGUCACCAACCCCGAUCCAGUCGACGACUAA